This is a messenger RNA of Daphnia magna, 1254 nucleotides long. RefSeq lists its product as uncharacterized. The record is from RefSeq and is a predicted model, not a curated record. Bases 59 to 670 code for a protein of 203 amino acids. Lineage: Eukaryota; Metazoa; Arthropoda; Branchiopoda; Diplostraca; Daphniidae. The transcript is spliced from 6 exons.
UGGCGGAUUUGGUUGCUCGUUAGCUGGAUGAGCAUUUUCAGUUUGAAGUUACAGAAAAAUGUCGCAUUACCUAGUUGAAGUACCGAAAGAACCUCCGUUAAAAGGAUGCUGGAUUUUAAUUGCUGCCAAGAACUGGAUAUAUGAAGAUGUUUUGUAUACACCAGACAAUUCUUAUACUCAUGCCUAUAAACUUAGCUUGCUCAAAGAUGGAAAGGACCCAGACAUUAUUACUUGGGAACGCAGUCAUUCUUUCAAAGUGAUCCACCAAUUUGACUCAUAUGAAGAGGCCAGAGAAAAUUUGCCACGAGCUGAGAAAGGCUUACCAAUUUUCACCAGGUCAUCUGAUAUUGGAAGAGGUCAUCGUCAAAGGAUAGAAAAAAGUUUGAAGCUGCCUGGGGAACUUUCUACAACUGAGCAAGAGAGUGAACAAGAAGAGGACAGUUUAACUCAAACCAAAAAGUCAACGGUGAAGAAGAAAAGUACACCUGUUAAAAGAAAAUCUUCAUCUGAAACUACCAAGCUUCCUCUGCCACCUCCUACGCUGAGAAGCAAAAGUAAGAAUGUCACGCCAAACAGCAGUAACAAAAUUGCAAAAUCCACUAUGAAAAUACCAUCAGUUGGAACUGCACUUGCCGGGCCAUCCGUACUAUCAGAUAAAAAAAAAAGAUAGGUGGAAUGCAGUCAACAAUGUUAGGAGCUGUUCAACCCAAGUGAUGUCUUUCCAGAAAAGUAAUGAGAUCCACGAAAAGCAGUAUGAUAAUGAUAUGCACAUUGACAGUGACAGUAGCGAAGAAGAUUUUCCAGGGAACACUCAUGGCGAUACAAACGAUAUGCAAAGUAUCCCACCUUACAGGAAUGAUUCGCAAAUGAUGACCAUUUACACUCCCCAGCCAACGCCAUCACCAAGUCCUUGUGAGCCGUCGGACAACAGUCAACAAUAUUCGGGAAAUUAUAAAAAGAAUGGAGGAAUAUCAAGCAAUAAAGACUUUCGGGAAAUGGAGAUAUCAGCAUUUGAAUGCGAAACCAAGACAUUUCUGAAGAAUUCGAAAGCAACUUAUGACCGAAAAGCAAAUGCUCCAGGAAAAGAUGGAGAAGACAGCGAAGACACAACUGAAAAUUACUGAUACCAGAAGGAUUGAAAAUUAUUACCAUAAAAAAAGCAGAAGUCAAAGUCAGCGAGUAGAACCUACCAACCUGGAUUUAAUAUCAAGAAAAUGUUAAUUUUAGUUACGUUUUUUAUGAAACAUAUGUACU